GCAGACUUUGCUGCUGGUAAAGUAACUCACUUUAUUGAUGAACUGUAUUUUAUUUGAAUUUUAAACAUUUAGGAAGAGGUGUGUAUCCAUAUCAAUAAACCUUUGUAUUUAUUUUAUAAAGGUGCCAUGGAGAACUGGGGCCUUGUUACUUAUAGGGAGACUGCAUUGCUCAUUGACCCCAAAAAUUCCUGUUCUUCGUCUCGCCAGUGGGUCGCUCUGGUUGUAGGACACGAACUUGCUCAUCAGUGGUUUGGAAACCUUGUGACCAUGGAAUGGUGGACCCAUCUCUGGCUGAAUGAAGGAUUUGCCUCCUGGAUUGAGUACCUGUGUGUAGAUCACUGUUUCCCAGAGUACGAUAUCUGGACUCAGUUUGUUUCUGCUGACUACACACGAGCUCAAGAGCUUGAUGCCUUAGACAACAGUCACCCUAUUGAAGUUAGUGUUGGCCAUCCAUCUGAAGUCGAUGAAAUAUUCGAUGCUAUUUCUUACAGCAAGGGAGCAUCCGUGAUCCGAAUGCUGCACGACUACAUUGGUGACGAGGACUUUCGGAAAGGAAUGAAUUUAUAUUUAACGAAGUUCCAGGAGAAGAAUGCGGCUACAGAGGACCUCUGGGAAAGCCUGGAGAAAGCUAGUGGUAAACCUAUUGCUGCUGUGAUGAACACAUGGACCAAACAAAUGGGAUUUCCACUCAUUUAUGUGGAAGCUGAACAGCAAGAAGAAGACAAAGUGUUGAAGUUAGUCCAGAAGAAAUUCUGUGCCAGUGGACCAUAUACUGGGGAGGAUUUCCCCACGUGGAUGGUCCCCAUAAGCAUUUGUACAAGUGAUGACCCCACCUGUGCCAAAAUGCAAAUAUUGAUGGACAAACCAGAGCUCACCUUGGUUUUGAAAGACAUCAAACCAGACCAGUGGGUGAAGUUAAACCUUGGAACAGUAGGGUUUUACCGUACCCAGUAUAGCCCUGACAUGCUGGAGAGUUUAAUACCAGCGAUCAAAGACCUCUCCCUACCCCCUGUGGACAGGCUUGGCCUGCAGAAUGAUCUCUUCUCUCUGGCCCGAGCUGGAAUCAUUAGCACUGUAGAGGUUCUAAAAGUCAUGGAAGCUUUUGUGAAUGAGCCCAAUUACACUGUGUGGAGCGACCUCAGCUGUAACCUGGGGAUCCUCUCGACUCUCCUGUCCCACACAGACUUCUAUGAGGAAAUCCAGGUGUUCGUGAAAGAUGUCUUCUCACCCAUAGGGGAGAGACUGGGAUGGGACCCCAAACCUGGAGAGGGUCAUCUAGAUGCUCUUCUGAGAGGUCUGGUCUUGGGCAAACUAGGAAAGGCUGGGCACAAGGCAACAUUAGAAGAAGCCCGACGCCGAUUUAAGGACCAUGUGGAAGGCAAACACGUGCUGUCAGCUGAUCUGAGGAGUCCUGUAUAUGUAACUGUGUUGAAGCAUGGAGAUAGUACUACUUUAGACACUAUGCUGAAGCUUCACAAGCAAGCAGACAUGCAGGAGGAGAAGAACCGAAUUGAACGAGUUCUUGGAGCCAUCUCUCAACCAGAACUGAUUCAAAAAGUUCUCACCUUUGCACUUUCAGAAGAGGUACGUCCCCAGGACACGGUAUCUGUUAUUGGUGGAGUAGCUGGAGGCAGCAAGCAGGGCAGGAAAGCUGCUUGGAAAUUCGUAAGGGACAAUUGGGAGGAACUUUAUAAUCGAUACCAAGGUGGAUUCUUAAUAUCCAGAUUAAUAAAGCUAACAGUGGAUGGAUUUGCAAAUGAUAAAAUGGCCGCAGAAGUUAAGGGACUCAAACCAGGAAAGAAAAGUGAGGUUAUUCUAAGCCUGAACAUCACCAAAGUACUUGGAAACCAUUCCUCCUCAGCAAGGAAGACCAGAGGAAGGACCACGCCUGGUGCAUGUGUUGUCCUUCCAGUGCACGUGCUCAUCCCUCUCAAUAAUCUUAUUCUGGAUUCCUGUGUUAAUUUCUUAAACCUGGUGUCAUCUAAACUCUGCUUGAUUGAUGGUGGUUCCUUAGCAGCUUCUGCUGAACUCCAAGCUCUGGAUAUAUACAAAAUCACGGAGUUUCUGUCCCUUGGAAUUCGUGUAGAAUUCUCUAAGAAACCUGAAGACUCCUCCACUGGUGCAGGUUCACCAGGGAGCAGCACCACGUGCCAUGGUCACACUGUCCGUGCCUCCGUGUCCCUUCGCUCCCUUCUUAUCUCGGAGAUCAGGGAAUGGAUUGAGAGCAGCCCUGAGGAGAAGGACUUGGGAGUGCCGGUGGAUGGGAAGCUCACCAGGAGCCGGCACC
Messenger RNA from Tauraco erythrolophus (red-crested turaco), 2287 nucleotides. Lineage: Eukaryota; Metazoa; Chordata; Aves; Musophagiformes; Musophagidae. The record is from RefSeq and is a predicted model, not a curated record.